Molecule: messenger RNA, 399 nt
Organism: Penicillium antarcticum
Lineage: Eukaryota; Fungi; Ascomycota; Eurotiomycetes; Eurotiales; Aspergillaceae
Product: mRNA splicing protein SMD1
Exons: 3
Coding region: 1-399 (132 amino acids)
Biological process (GO): spliceosomal snRNP assembly; RNA processing
Cellular component (GO): precatalytic spliceosome; U12-type spliceosomal complex; commitment complex
Molecular function (GO): RNA binding
Source: RefSeq, a predicted model, not a curated record
AUGAAGCUCGUCCGGUACGCCUUCCCACCUUGUGGGCGCGAGCACCAGCUCCGCCAGGCGCAUCAUCUUCAUGGUCUCCCGCUGACGUAUAUUUCUUUUUCUAGCUUUUUAAUGAAAUGCGCCAAUGAAACGGUUACCGUUGAGCUCAAGAAUGGCACCAUCCUUCACGGCACUAUCAUGUCCGUCUCCCCGCAGAUGAACACCUCUCUCCGCACCGUCAAGAUGACCCCUAAGGACCGUGACCCCAUCUCGCUCGACACAAUCAACAUCCGCGGCUCCACAAUCCGCUACUACAUCCUACCUGACAGCUUGCCCCUUGACACCCUGCUUGUGGAUGACGCGCCCAAGCCCAAGAACAAGGCGCAGCAAUACCCAAAACAGGUCAUGCACCUCGCGUAG